AUGGGAUCUCUCACAAUCAAGGGCCUGGAGACUCUCCUGCAGGGUUUGGGAUUGACAGUUCCUAUACCUGCAUUUUCCGCCGCGAAUGUCGUGGUCAACCCGGUCGACAUAUACCGAUGCUAUGUUGCUGAUGUCGUGAAGCAGGCAGCGGAGUGUGGGGAGGACAUUACCUUCAAUGCAAUUGAACGGACACAGGUGUUAGCACAUGGCGAUGUGGUCCUGAUUGUUGCGCGCCUUCGUCUGAAAGGCGACAGUAUAGGUCAGCUGUUUGCCCUGCCACUCAUUUCUUGCCCCAGCUCCAAAAGUGUCUUCAUUCCCAUACAUUUCAAUGAAACUAUUCUACCCCGCCUCAUCCUGCCGUAUAUUUUCGAUCGUCGACAUCUAUAUGGGCAGGAUAUGUUUACUGGAUUAAGAGACGCAAAGAAUGAGGCAGCUGGCCGAAAGAAAGUAAUUGUGGAGUUUUCGUCACCAAACAUCGCGAAAGAGUUCCAUGCAGGUCAUCUGCGCAGUACAAUCAUUGGUGCUUAUAUCUCGAACCUCUACGGAAACAUGGGCUGGGACGUUCUCAAGAUAAACUAUCUCGGUGAUUGGGGAAAGCAGUUCGGGCUGCUUGCUGUUGGUUGGCAGAAAUUUGGCUCUAAAGAACUGUUCCAGAAGGAACCGCAGAAACAUCUGCUUGAUGUAUAUGCAAAGGUUAAUUCCUUGUUUAAUCCGGAAAAAGAAGCAAGCAAGAACGCCAGAGAAAAUGGUGAGGACACCUCGGAAAUAGAGAGCAAGGGAAUUUAUGCUGAACGGAAUGCAUUUUUCAAGAGAAUGGAGGAUAGAGAGCCGGAAGCGCUCAGAUUGUGGAAGCGAUUCCGGGAUAUCAGUAUCGAACGCUACAUCUCUACUUAUGCGCGGUUGAAUAUUGCUUUUGAUGAGUACUCAGGGGAAUCGGCCGUGAGACCUGAAACCGUUGAGAAACUUGAUAUUGCGAUUGUCCGGAACCGAGGCGGAACGUCAACCUAUCUUCUUCGUGACAUCGCCACUGUUCUAGAGCGGGAGGAAAAGUACGAAUUUGACAAGAUGAUAUAUGUCGUUGCUGCUGAACAGAAUACGUACUUCCAGCGUGUCUUCAAGACUGUGGAAAUCCUAGGCUAUCCUGAAAUUGCGUCUAAGCUUGUUCAUAUCAAUUUCGGCAAAGUUCAAGGGAUGACAUCGCAACUUGGGGCCGUGAAACUACUCGGUGAUAUUUUGGAUAAGUGUGUCAAUUACAUGCACGAAGUUAUGCGGGCCAACGAGACCAAGUAUGCCCAAGUUGAGGACCCUGAAACCGUGGCAGACGUCGUCGGUAUAACUGCAGUUAUGGCUCAGGAUAUGAGUGGGAAAAGAAUUAACACCUGUCCCUUUGACGUUACCAGAAUGACUUCAUUCGAAGACGAUACAGGACCCUUCCUGCAAUACUCACACGCGGGGCUUUGCUCGAUCAUGCGAAAAGCGAAACUAACCGCAGACGACGUUGUGAAGGCCGAUUUCUCGUUACUCAAGGAGCCUCACGCCAUUGAUAUUCUUAGUGUUGUGGCUCGAUUUCCCGACAUGGUAAGCCAGGCCUAUAACACUUUGGAACCAACAGCUAUUCUUACCUAUCUCUUCCGACUUACACGUCAAGCAUCUUCUGCGCAUGAAGUGGUCAAAGAUCUGGGAGCAAGCGUAGGGCCUGAGGUUAUGUUGGCUCACUUAGCCCCAUGCGAGGGCGCCCGUCAAGUACUUGAAAACGGCAUGCGAUUACUUGGGUUUACUCCCCUAGAAAGCAAGAAGGAUGUGAUUCAUUUGCUGGAUUGA
Paracoccidioides brasiliensis Pb18 is the source of this 1821-nucleotide messenger RNA. RefSeq lists its product as uncharacterized. Gene Ontology annotation, cellular component: mitochondrion; cytoplasm. The transcript is spliced from 4 exons. Gene Ontology annotation, biological process: arginyl-tRNA aminoacylation; mitochondrial translation. Bases 1 to 1821 code for a protein of 606 amino acids. Gene Ontology annotation, molecular function: ATP binding; arginine-tRNA ligase activity. The record is from RefSeq and is a predicted model, not a curated record.